GAAAAUACAAUACACGCACACACACCAGCAGGCAUAGACACAGACGAAAGAAGCAGCAGUAGCAGUAGAAGAGAAUGCGAAUAAGAACUGCGUAUAUGUAUGUGGAAAUACAAAACAGCAGACACAGCGAACGACGAACAGUGUGCUUUUUCGGCAUAGAUCUCGGGCUUCAGACGCAAUAAAACGCACAAUUUAAUCGAAUAACGGCAACAAGCAAAUCGCUGACAUUAAUUGUGAUCAAAACAGCUGUGGAAGUGGAAAGGGUACAAGAAAAGUAAUCAUAAAGUGUGAAAGGUCAGCAGCAGCAGGAACAUUUCGCUGUAUAUAAAAUUGUGUGUGCAUGUCGUGUGUGUGUGUGUCUUGUGUUAAUGUAUGUGUAUGUGUGUCUAGCUGUCACUUUCUUGCGCGCGCACAAGACAUACACAAAUUGAAAUCAGCGACCAUCCCGUCCCUCCCCCACAAAUGAAUUGAAAGACAUAAAAACUUGACGUACGCGCCCGGUUCCGGUACCAUCGCCGUCGACGUUGCUGUCGUUUUCGUCGCCAACGCCGCUGUUCGGUUAACCGUCCCCUCAAAAUCCAACAAGCAACAAACACAACACUCAGUUGAAAUUGCAUAUAAAAAGUGGAAGUGUGCGUUCCCGUUUCCCCAAGCCGCUGUUAUUGUGUCGUUCUCGUUCGCAUUCGCAUUCGCGUUCGCGUUGUUGCUGCAUUUUAUUUUGUUUUGUGCUGCUGCCAAAGAUCCAUCAUUCACAUCCAGCUUCCAGGCAUUUAGUGCAGGCACCGGUGUCAUUGCUGCUGUUUACAUGUGGAAACCGUUGUGCAGAAACGCUGGCUGACAACAAAAACAAACGACAGACACAUCAACAGAGAGAGAGAGAGAAUCCACAAAAACCAUCAAAAACAAGUGGAACAGUGUUGGAUAACACGCAGCCAAGUUCAUUCCAGACUGUGUAACAGAAGGAGAAGGAGGAACUACAGCAGGUGGAGCAACGGAGCAACAGCAGCAUUACAAAAGGAUUUAGUUUAGACUGGAGGGCAUUAGGCGGAGUGACGGUGGGCCAGAGGCACAUUUCAUUUUUUGGUUGGAAGUUGUGACCACAGCUUUGUUUGUGUGCGUGUUUCUGUGCGUGUGUCUGUGUGGUAGACGUGAGCGGGGAAGGGGCGCGGUCUAGGUGUCCAGCAGUCGUCCAGUGUUGUGAGAUGUUGCCAUUCACUCCGCAAGUGGUUAAACGUUUGUUAGCACUUAAAAAGGGCAACGAGGACAACAGCGUCGAGGGCAAGUGGUCCGAGAAGGCAGUGAGGAAUCUGGUGAAGAAAAUCAAAAAGAGUUCACAAAUUGAGGAACUGGAACGCGCGAUAUCCACACAGAAUUGCAAUACCAGGUGUGUGACUGUGCCGCGCAGCAAACCCGCUGCCACCGGCGAAAGCCUGCGAAAGGGUCUACCACACGUCAUCUAUUGCCGCCUAUGGCGUUGGCCCGAUCUGCAGUCACAGAAUGAACUGAAGCCGCUGGAUCACUGCGAAUACGCGUUCCAUUUGCGCAAAGACGAUAUCUGCAUUAAUCCGUAUCAUUAUAAAAAGAUUGAGCUAUCGAUAUUGGUGCCAAAAUCGCUGCCAACGCCACCCGAUUCGAUAGUCGAUUAUCCGCUGGAUAAUCAUACGCAUACGCAUCAGAUACCAAAUAAUACGGAAUAUAAUGCUGCAAUAAUACGCAGCGCAUCGUUGAGUCCGCCACAGUAUAUGGAAUUGGGUGGUGGUGGUGGUGGUAUUGGUGGUGGCAACAGCAACAGCAGCGUUGGCAGCAGCAGCACAACAACAACAACAGCAUCAGCAGCAUCGGCUGCAGCAGCAGGAGCAACUGCUGCCACUGGUAGCCACUAUCAGCAGCAGCAACAACAUCAACAUCAUCUUCAACAACAACAGCAGCAACAACAACAACACUCGCCAUUAUCAUUUGGUGUGGGCAACAUGGACUCACAAUCGAGUGUAUUGAGUGUGGGCAGCAGCAUACCCAAUACGGGCACACCGCCACCAGGGUAUAUGAGCGAAGAUGGCGAUCCAAUUGAUGCCAAUGAUAAUAUGAACAUGUCGAGGCUAACACCGCCCGCCGAUGCCGCACCAGUGAUGUACCAUGAGCCGGCCUUCUGGUGUUCCAUAUCCUAUUAUGAGCUAAAUACACGGGUGGGCGAAACCUUUCACGCCUCCCAGCCAUCGAUAACGGUUGACGGCUUCACCGAUCCAUCCAAUUCGGAGCGUUUCUGUUUGGGCCUACUCUCCAAUGUCAAUCGGAAUGAGGUGGUCGAGCAGACGCGUCGACAUAUCGGCAAAGGUGUACGUCUCUAUUAUAUUGGUGGCGAGGUGUUUGCCGAAUGCCUCAGCGAUUCAUCCAUCUUUGUGCAGAGUCCCAAUUGUAAUCAACGUUAUGGUUGGCAUCCGGCCACAGUUUGUAAAAUUCCACCCGGUUGCAAUUUGAAGAUCUUCAAUAAUCAAGAGUUUGCCGCACUUUUAUCGCAAUCCGUAUCGCAGGGAUUUGAGGCGGUCUAUCAGCUGACACGCAUGUGCACCAUCCGGAUGUCGUUUGUCAAGGGUUGGGGUGCUGAAUACCGUCGACAGACGGUCACCUCAACGCCCUGCUGGAUUGAGUUGCAUCUGAAUGGACCGCUCCAAUGGCUGGAUCGGGUACUCACCCAAAUGGGUUCGCCCCGCUUGCCCUGCAGCUCCAUGUCAUAAGUGUGUGUGUGUGUGUGUGGCAUGCAACAGCCACAAUCCAACAAACAAUGCAACAAAGCUCUUCGAUCGAUCUAUAUAAUACUUUUAUAUGUACAUGCACUAUAAAUCCUAUAUUUUUUUUUUUUUUAACAUUUACACAAAAUAUGUAAUGUUUAGUAUCGAAAACAAAACGUAAAAAGAAAAAGAUACAUUUAAAAAAAGUGAGCACUUGAAAAUAAGUGUUGCUCAGAUACAGAUACACAGAAAUAUAUCUAUCUAUCUAUAUAUAUAUAUAUAUAUGUAUACAAAGAGAACUUCUAUAUAUCUUCAUCUACAUACAUACAAAUACAUAACAUACAAGAUCAUGUAUUUUGCGUAGGACUUUAGUGUGUAGGCAUAGCAGGGCAGGAAGUCGGGGGGAACGAUAGAUCAUGAGAGAUGAUGAGACAGAGAAUUGAGAUUGAGAGACAUGAAAGCCAAAACUUUUGAUAAGAAUGGGGCAGCUCCACAUUUUAAAGCAAAACUCGACAUUUUAUACACAACAUUUGUAAAACAUAGAACAUAGAGAAACAAAAACAAAUAGAGAUGCUGUGUAACAGUGUUGCACAACGCGCUCACGCGAUAGAGAUUCAAAAUUCUUUGUGAAAGAAACAAAACUUCAGGUGAUUUGGGAAACGUUUUUUCUAAGAUUGAGCAUAGCACGGAACAAAAACAAAACAACAGAAACUGGGAUUUAUCAAGCUUGAAGCUUACACACAUACACACACACAAUACAUAUGAGCUAUCUUGCAAAACAAAUUAUAUAUAUAUAUAUAUAUAAUAUAUAAAUAUUUUAAAAUGAAAAUAUGUCAUAUGAAUGUUGUUCUAACGUUUAGAUUCUUCGCUUAGUAUGUGUGUGUUAAAAUCUUAAAUUAACAGUAAUUAAGCAACAAAAAGGAAGCACGCAUAGUUCGUUUUAAGUCAAAAAAAAAAAAAACAAAAAACAAAUCAAAGAAAAAACAAAUGUAACUUGCCCUAUAAAUAUACAGUUACUCAAGUAACUGCUUUGACAAAUUUUAAAAAUUCGCCUAUUUUAUUUUCCAAACAUUUCUUGGUUUGUUUUUCUAAUUUUUAAUCCAUUGGGUUGAACUAUUUAAAAAAAAAUUAUUUUAUAUUAUUAUUGUUAAAUCAAUUACUUGACAUACUGUAUGUAUGUAACUGCACACUGUAAGCAAACCUAACCUCAUACAAAAAUGUGUGUAAUUUCAGUUAAAGUCAAAAUAUAAUAUUUAAAUAUUUGAAAUGACAAAGAAGUGCAACAACUUAGAAACUUGUGUAUACACUCAAAUGCAAGAUAAUGCGAUUUAUAUUGCGACUGAACCGAGUCUAAUAUUGAUAAUGCAACCCCCUUUACAGUGCCUGGUAUAAGUACACAAAUAGGGGCAAAUUUAUUUAGUUUAUAACCAAGUGUGCAGUUAUUGUGUGGCAAGUUGACUUGUUUUUUUUUUUUUUUUGUCUUUCCUUUGAUUUUAGAUCUUAAGUCUCUACAACUAAAUUCGCUAGCUUAUUUAAAAUGCGUGUGUAUGUUGACUAUGUCAUAGAAAUCUAAAAUCUUUUUAAGUUAUAAAUUUAAUACUGUUCUUUGUUUACAUAUUUUUACCAUAUAUUAUUUCUUCCUCUGUUACAAAACUAAAAGCAAAAUAUUAAAGGAAAUUAACAGUCGUGUGUCAGUGUUGCACAACAACAAUGUCAUUUAAAUGCUGCAUUUUGUUGUUGCCGUUACAAAGCUUACAAUGUAUUUUGUAUUUGUAUUCGUUAAGCUGCGCUUUGACAGUUGUCAGCGUUGCCACUGCGUGUAUGCAAGGCUCGGCUUAGUGUUGCCAGAGUUGUUUGCUGCGCACGGCAGUUGAGCUUGAACAAAAGCUCGAUUACACACACUCACACAUAGUACCACUCACAGACACAUCUAAGUAUGUAUAUGCAUAUUUUUGCUAAAAUGUAACAGAUGUAAUGUUAUAAUAAUUAAGAGAAAUAGAGAAAGGCAGACAUCAUAACUUACAUACUUAUGAAAAACAGUAGAACAGAACCAAACGUAAGUGCAAAACGAAACAAAA
Messenger RNA from Drosophila innubila, 4804 nucleotides. It is a transcript of the gene Smox, whose product is annotated as mothers against decapentaplegic homolog 3. Gene Ontology annotation, biological process: transforming growth factor beta receptor signaling pathway; regulation of transcription by RNA polymerase II; SMAD protein signal transduction. Gene Ontology annotation, molecular function: I-SMAD binding; RNA polymerase II cis-regulatory region sequence-specific DNA binding; DNA-binding transcription factor activity, RNA polymerase II-specific. Gene Ontology annotation, cellular component: heteromeric SMAD protein complex. The record is from RefSeq and is a predicted model, not a curated record. Bases 1203 to 2732 code for a protein of 509 amino acids. Lineage: Eukaryota; Metazoa; Arthropoda; Insecta; Diptera; Drosophilidae. The transcript is spliced from 2 exons.